AUGCCUUCACCACUUCCAUCCACCUUUGCCUCUGCUGCGGCUGGCAACACAGACUCCUCGAGAAGAGACGGCUUGAGCAGCGGAGAAUGGUCUCGAAAUCGUCUUAAUGGAGCCACGCAGACAUUUCGUCGGCCGUCUCUCGCAACCAACACAUCUCACAGCCGGGACGGUGCGCAGACAACCUCGGGCGCAUCCGCUACCCCUACCGCCCCGGCAUACAUACCUCCUCACCUGAAUUCAAGUUAUCAGUCUGGUGCGUUGCGUGGCGGGAGUGGAAACGAUAGUCGAUACUCCAAAGAUCAGCUCCUCAACUUUUACAAAAACCAAAAGGAAUCCAAGGAGUGGGGGAAGAAUGUAACGGAUUAUUUUAUGGCGGACUGGAAUCCUUUGGAGGAAACCCCUGCCACAAACGGUGGUUGGGGCAAAAGAGAAGAUUUCAAAGACAGCCAUGCGGGUCCCGAAGUGUGUUGGGAUCACGGUGGGAGGAUAGAGCCUCUGGGUUUGAUGAACAUGACCCAGGAAGAGAAAGAUCUAUUUUCCAGCUCCGUCAACUCUCCACUUAAACCUCCCCCGCAGAACGUUUCAAAGGAUGGCAACGCGCCUGGGGGCUCAAUGGGUCGUAAGGCUUCGUUUUCCCACUCGCAAGGCCAUAUGAAUUCCUUCAAUACCUCGUCACCGGGCACCGGCCGACCUGGUCCUCGGCGACGAGGCACUGGAGACUCCCUGGCAAACACAAUGUCUCCGACCGGAAACACUCGUAUGUUUCGUGAUGAAGCAAACACGGCCACUCCGCCUCCAUCUCUUUUGCGUCGAAAGACUGAUUUCCGUGAUUCUAUAUCAAAUUCAAAGCUGGAGGAGAAGGAACAAGAGAGUUCGAAUCGUGAUGCACCGCUAGACAUCACUUCUCCAUUCGGGACUUUGAAACGUAGCGCUACCAAUCCCCUUGGAACUAGCACCUCCUCGCCGUGGCCGACCGGCUCACAUGGUUCUGCUUUCUCUCCGAUGGGCUCAUUUGGAAACUUUUCACUUGGACCCAUAGCGUCGCCGACUGCGGAGAAGAAAACUAGCUUUGGAAGUUUACGAGGUGAGAGUCGCUUUAAGAAUCUGUUGUCUAAGAGCAGUUCAGAGGAUAUGGGUACGAACUCCAAGGAGAAACCAUCUAUCCUCGACCGUCUACCCGAAACGGAGAACGAUAAUCCUCCACCAAGCCAACCGGAGGUUGUACAGACUCGUCCGGCGCGUAGCGACACCAAUCCGUUUGAAGAACCUAGAAGUGGGAGUGCUGCUCUUGGUGGACAGGAUUUGAAUCCUCCUAGUACUGGAAUUGAUCAGUUUGGGUUGUCGUCGUUCGGCCUGCCCUCCUCCACUCAUACUCCCAGCCGGCUCCAUGGCCACGAGCCUAUGAGCCCGACUCAUACCAACCCAUACCAAUCCCCGCAUGAAGAGCGGGGUGAUGCGGACGAGGUUGCCACGAAUGGAUCCGAUAUACAGCAUGCGCAUUUGCCGAGUCUUACUGAACUCCGUGAGGACUCUGGCCCUUCAGCAUUUGGUUCUUUUCCUAGGAGUGCGGCAACUGGUGACAUUACAGCUGGAGAUCGAAGCCAAACAUCGAGUGUAGGAGGAAAUCGAAACUUUUCGGGACUGGGCGGUCUCGGCGGCCUUCCUCCGCUUGCUACAUCUGCGGGUUGGCCAACCUCAGCUACAACAGGCACUCCCACUCGGGAGAGAUCCGCAUUUAUGGGUGCAUUCGGUGAUCCUAUUUUUGGUCCAAUGUCCGAGCUGCAGUCUCCUAGUUUGUCAUCUCUGGGGGCUGGUGGAUUUUUUGGAUCACACACCAACCUUUCGAGCGCUACAAACACUCGACCUAGUAAGCUUGGAUCCCUUUUCCCACCUGCAAUGCAAGACCAAAUGCGUGAACAGUCACGAUCCGAUCUUCCGGGAAAUGAAGGAGCCGCAAGACCACAGGACCCUUUUAUGACUGAGAAACCAAGCGCGAAUCACUCCGCUACUGUUUCUGCAUCUCAGACCCCAGUCUCAGCUGUUGGACAAGGUUCGGUUUCCGUAAGCCAGCCACCACCGGAAGGCAGCUCCCAGGUGAAUCAAGGUUCUGGUCAGUGCGGCGGCACUCCUUCUGCGAAUCAACUCCCAGCUGCUCAGCAGAGACAAAUGGUCAUGCCCGAUCGCAUGCGGUGGAUCUAUCGCGACCACAAGGGAAACACUCAGGGACCGUGGUCUGGCCUUGAAAUGCAUGAUUGGUUCAAGGCUGGUUUCUUCACCGCAGAGCUUCAAGUUAAGAAACUCGAAGACGCUGAGUAUGAACCAUUGGGCCAACUUGUUCGACGUAUUGGCAAUUCUCGAGAACCUUUCCUUGUUCCACAAAUUGGCGUUCCUCACGGUCCUCCAACCACUCAAGCUCCAUGGUCUUCGAGUUCACAAAGUGGCGUUGUCCAGCCUCCGUUUGCUAACAGCUUCCCAAGCUUCGGUACAACUUUGACAGCCGAGCAGCAGAAUGCACUAGAACGACGAAAGCAGGAAGAACAGUACAUGAUGGCUCGUCAAAAGGAGCACUUGGCACAACAGCAAGCGCUGCUAAAACAGAUGCAGUUCCAAAAUCCCGCCCAUACAAUACAUCCACAGCUGCAACAUCAUUCUAGCGCCCACAGUCUUCAGAGUCAGCCGAGUUAUGGUAGUAUCACUUCACCGGCAACAUACCAACCCCCUCCUACCAUGCAGGCUCCAAUCCAGCCUCCACAGCCCCUUCCUGGAUAUUUCGAUCCGCAGACGAGGCCAGGUGCGAUGCCAAAUGUUGCACCUCAGAUGCCUAUUCAAGAGCCUAUUGGAACUCAAGAUCAGCUGCCCACUUUACUUGAUCGUUUGAAUAUCAACCGCACCGGGCAGUAUCAUUUCGGUACUGGCCCUUCCUUUGCAGCAAGGCAACCCGAAGGCCCCGUGCAUCCUGAAGCGGUGACAACAAUGUUGCAAGAUCGAGCGCAUCUCCAGCAGGAACAAGAUCAAUUUAAUAAAGGCCAAACUGAUUCUAUCUUUGACCAGCAAGCCCGUGAGGAGCGCCUGCGCCAAUUUCAUGCGCUGAGAGGUGCGGAUGAAGAGAUACCAGCGCGUAAAACUGAGGGACUCCCAACCCACCCACCAGCUCCUGCGAUGGACCCUGGACACGAAGAAGAGAUAGCCUCCAUGCUUAAUGCUCAGGCUCAACAGUCGCAAACCGUACCGGCCAGCAACGAGACCCCACUUUCUCUUACACAGCAGGUGCAGAAUGCCGCAACGGCGCAAAGGUUGCAACAACAGAUCCAACAAGCCCAAGCACCGGCCGUCCAGCAGGAGUCCCCCUGGCAAAAGGUUGAUAAUGGAAUGCCGCAGCCAUUCCCUCCACCGCCUUCUCAGUCCCCUCUUCCGGCCCCAGCUGCGCAAAGGAAACAGAAUAUUGCAGACACCUUAGCUGCAGGAUCACGGUCACAGAGUCAAACACCUGCUGCCGAAGCCCAAACCACAUCUAUUGCACCUUGGGCAACACAAGCAACUGAGAUGCCGAAGGGACCGUCCCUGAAAGAAAUUCAAGAAGCUGAAGCUCGCAAGGCCGCCAAGUUGGAAGAGGCUGCUGCUGCCGCUCGUCGUGCACUUGCUGAACAAGAGCGCGCCAACCAGCCACCACCGCCUGUCCCCGGUCUUCCGUCAACAGCCAAUUGGGCGAGUGCUGGAUCUCCUGCUACCCCAACCCCAACUGGCUCUGUCUGGGCGAAACCCAUCGCUGGAAAACCCUCAACCCCAGGUGCAACUGCACCAAAGAAGACCUUAGCACAAAUCCAAAAGGAAGAGGAGGCCCGUAAGCAACGCCUUGCUGCAGCAAACACACAAGCUAAUGCAGUGAGUACCGCCGCCACAUCCGCAGGUAAGCGUUAUGCCGACCUUGCGAGCAAGGUUGCCCCUCCAACUCAAGCAUCGUCUGGCGGUGCUUGGACGACAGUUGGAGCCGGUGGGAAAGCAAAAGCACCAGCCGCUCCUCCAGCGCCCACGCGGGCUGUCACUAGUGCUGCACCUGUAGCCUCUCCCGCCAAACCGAGACCGGUCACAGUUACGCGGUCAACCACUGUUGCAGCACCCGCCAACCCAAACAGGGCGACUGAGGAACUGUCGAAAUGGGCCAAGCUUGCAUUGGGUGCCGGAUUGAAUAGUGCUAUCAAUGUUGAUGAUUUCGUUCAACAACUUCUCCUUCUUCCGCCAGAGACCGAGAUCAUCUCGGAUUGUGUCUAUGCCAACUCCCAGACCCUUGAUGGUCGCCGAUUCGCCGAAGAGUUUGUUCGCCGCCGCAAGCUUGCGGACAAGGGAAUCGUUGAUCCGAUCCCGACCACUGGCGGAAAUAUGUUUGGUGCUGGUUUAUCGGACUCCAAGGGCGCUUCCGAUGGGUGGAACGAGGUUGCUAAGAAGGGUUCCGCCAAUGCUCAUCGGGAUGAUGGAAACACAGCGUUCAAGGUCGUCUCCAAGAAGAAGGGAAAACGGUAAAUGCGUGCGACUGGGGAGAAGUUUGGUGACUUGAAGCAAAACCUACGUAUUCCAGCAUUGUCAGCGGGCAAGACAAGCGAUUUUCACGCGGCAUUUUUCUGUUGUCAUUCUGGCCUUUGGCGCCUGGUUUUGUAAGAAUAGUUUUCUACAUUUAUAUCUGUU
Molecule: messenger RNA, 4680 nt
Organism: Coccidioides immitis RS
Lineage: Eukaryota; Fungi; Ascomycota; Eurotiomycetes; Onygenales; Onygenaceae
Product: GYF domain-containing protein
Exons: 5
Coding region: 1-4518 (1505 amino acids)
Molecular function (GO): protein binding
Source: RefSeq, a predicted model, not a curated record